Molecule: messenger RNA, 5204 nt
Organism: Schistocerca cancellata (South American locust)
Lineage: Eukaryota; Metazoa; Arthropoda; Insecta; Orthoptera; Acrididae
Product: TP53-binding protein 1-like
Exons: 21
Coding region: 279-3956 (1225 amino acids)
Biological process (GO): DNA damage checkpoint signaling; positive regulation of transcription by RNA polymerase II
Cellular component (GO): nucleus
Molecular function (GO): histone binding
Source: RefSeq, a predicted model, not a curated record
UGUUUUGUUUUCACACGUGUUUACCCGGGAAGGAGUAGAACUUGUGUGAAUAUAGGAAUGUAUGAAUUUAAGUAAAUAGGAAAUAUGCUGCUGUAAAUCGGUGAAAACUCCGAAUGUGUAUGUUAGAAUAUUUUUUACCGAACGCAUUUGACAUUCUGUAUUUGUGAAUUAUUUGUUUUCGAAGUUACCGGUAAACUUGUCCGGGCAACAACCCGGCGAGAACCGUUAUUCCGUGUGAGUUACAGUUCCUCGCUCGAGUUUCAUCGAGUAGUUUUGUUAUGGAGCCUUCGGCAGAUGUUGCGCAGCUUGUAGGUAGUAAUGGUUUCGACAGUGCAGACACAAGUAGCGGUGCAAUUGGAAAUGAGUGCGUGAAAGUGUUAAGUGAAGCACAGGCAGCUGUUGAAACAGAAAAUCAGUGCCAAAUGAAACCUGUUCCUCUUGAAAUUGCAACUGACAACGAAGGAAAAGUGGAAGUGAGUGAUGAUAUACGUGGAAACGACGGCGAAAUUACCAGUUUUCCCGCCAAAGAUACAAAUGAGGUGAAAGCACAGAAUGCAGAAAAGUCUACUGUCGAAGUUCUUAUGAAGGAAGAUGAAGUGUCCACUGUUAGAGAAGAGGCGGGGAAAAAUGAGAUGAUAAGUGCUGUACUGAAAAAAGAGGAGACAUCCACUGUUGAAGAUGUAGCAGAAAAAAACGAGACAUCCUAUGUUGAAGAUGUAGUGGAAAAAAAUGAAGCAUCCACAACUGGAGUUGUAGUGGAAGAAAACAAAGCACCCACUGUUGAUGAUGGGCUCAGUACAAAUGAGACAGUGACUGCUAAAGAUGUUGGUGGAAAAGAGGAGGCAGCAAAUAUUGAAGGUGUGCUGGGAAAGGAUGAAGGAGAAGGUGAAGUUUCUCCAUGCUCCCAGGAGGAUAUGUUUGCUUCAGAACCACCAAGCCCUGGCAUCAUUCCCUGCAGCAUAGGGAAUACUGUACCUACAGAAGUUACCGAAGAAUGUACUAAAGAUGAAAAAAUGGAAGUGGAUAACACGGCAGAUUUGGUAGGAGAGGGACGUGCAUCUAAGCGACAGCAUGUGGAGUCAGAUGAUGACUGCACAAAAAUGAAGAAAAGUUCAGAUGCUGAAGGAAAUCUCCCAAAGAGGGCACGACACAGUGUAGAGAUUGUAUUUGAGUGCCCAAAAUCACAGGAGGCACAAGAUCUACCAGUGUCAUCCUCUAUGAACCGUUCAGAAGAACUUGAUCUUACUGGGGGAACAGAAGAAUCAAUUCAUUUACAUUACUCACCAUCUCCUGAAUAUGAUAUUCCGGAAACUCAGUUCGAGCCAGAUCUAAAUCCACGAGCACCGUCUUUAACAACUGUUGUUAUAGGAUCCGAUGAUGAGGAUGCAGAAACUACUGACAAACCAGUUGCCACUGCACCCGUUACAGAAUGUGCAACAUCAUGUUUGGCUGUGAACACUGGAAAUGAGGACACCCUGGAUGUAUCAGUUCCCAAAUCCGAAGGACCUGAUAAUAAUGACAACUCUCUUACUGAAACAUGCGCAGUUGUUGACUCUAAAGCAUCUCCAGACGUAGAGGCACCUGUACACAGAUGUCCAUCUCCAUCAAAGGAGACAACCCUGCUGGCAAAAGAUGAUGGAAAUAAUUCUUUGCCUCACCGUAGUUCAUCACCAAGCCAGCAGAAGUCAACACAGUGCUUUCGAGCACCUACACAAGAAAUGUCAUCUAAUACUGACCGUGUGGUGGAGGUGACUAAAGAUGUACUGCUUCAUGCACAAGUAGUUCUGCAUUACAGAGAAGCAUCCAAAGAAGUCAUUUUUUAUGAACUCACACAGUGUGAUGUUGCUGAGGGAAUGACUCAUUCGACAACAACAGAAACCUCUUCUGGCACACCAAUGCUUGAUUCUAAAAAUACUUCUCCAGGAAGUGUUACAAGUGUCGGUCCUUUUCCACUGGCACUGCGUGCAUCAACAACAUCGAGCAGUUCAUCCUCCUCAUUGACCAGUGCUGCUCAUUUGGCACUAUCAAAUGCAAGCAAACGACUGCGCACUGGUGUGGAAGUAUUGAACCUAGACUUAGUGGCUUCUGCUAUUCGGAAAAUUGGUCCUGAACAGUUACCAGUCCCAUCGGCAAUGUUUGCUGGUCAUAGAUUGCGAACAACUGCACCACCUUCCACUUCAAAUAAAACAACUGACACUGCAGAUGAUCUCAAGAAAGAGGACGUAGAUACCAAAGAGACUGUUGGCACUGAUCGCACUGUCACCACACCUCUCACUUCAGAAAAAAAUCAACGAAAUACAACACGAAAACGAGGCAGAGCUCGUGGAGGAAGCAGCCGGGGCCGUUCGAGUGCUCGGGGUCAGGCUCGCACUCAGCCGUCUCCUCUACCGUCAGAACCUUUAACAUGGGGUACAGAGGAUGCCUCUCGCUUUAAGGGCAUGCUUCAUCCAGGUGCUAGUGCCUUCGCUCGAUGGACUGAUAAAAGGUACUACUCUGCAAAGUUGUCAGAGAAACAACGAGAUGGCCGGUGGCUAGUAGCGUUUGAUGAUGGUUCAGUCAAAACAGUUAAAGAGGAUUUUGUGAUUCCUGUAGAAACACUAACCAAGGGAACACUUGUUUAUGCUACACUACCUGAUGGGUCAUGUGCAGAUGGGAUUGUUUCAGCCUUGUUUGUUCAGGAUAACGAAGAACAGUAUGGCGUCGAGUUAGAUGAUAGGGAAGUAAUUGUGCCACGACGUGACAUUUUUCUUACUGAGGAUCAAGCACGAUUGUUGCUUGAAGGAGCCACUGUGACACUGCCUGCACCGAGCACACCGGGUCGUUUGGCUGAUGUUGAUUUGAACAACGUAGUGGCAGGAAAGCGCCUUCGUACACCAACUCAUGCUGCUUCAGGACCUGCGACACCGCGUACCCCAGGGCCAAGUGGGAAUGCAUGUCCCAAUAAGGUAUCUCGAUCAUCAUCACCUAGUGACCGUGGAUCGGUUUCAGGUGCAACAACAGAUGAUGCAGUUUCAGUUGUUGGUGUGGAACCUGAAAGUGAAGGAUGCAAGCUUGUGCCUGUAGCCACAAGUAGCUCCCGUGGGAAGGGGAAAGUUUCUGCCAAAGGCAAAGGAAAGGCGUUAUUUGCUACCACUAACAUUUUAAAAGAGUCUACUGAGCUUGAUGAAACCCUGGGUCCAAUUCCACCCAAAGAUAGCAAAAUUUUUGAAGGAAUGAUUUUUUUGCUGACAUCAGUAGAUUUUGAGCCCAACAAAAGCUACGAAAAGGUGCAUGAAAUCUGUUCGGAUUCAGAAGGUGAGCGAGAGUUCAGCAGUUAUCGUUUCGUCAAAGACCGCUUGAGAAUGCAGUUGGAAGCUGGAGGUGGCACUGUGCUGGAGUCCUUGGAUGAUGUUCCUGAGGACCGCUUACGUGAUACUAUUCUUAUUGCUAAUCGACCUUGCCUAACUGCAAAGUAUAUAUGUUGCCUAGCCAAAGCAGUGAAGAUUAUUAAUCAUGAAUUUGUCAUCCAAAGAACAAAGGGUGAUAUGUGUUCACCAAAUGCUUAUGGCCUACCACUGGGCUGGUCACUUUUAGAUGAACGCUAUGUAGGAAAUGGUAUUGAUCUUGGUGCAGUUCAGAGGACACGUAAAGGUGGUUCCCGACAGUUAUUGAGCCGGAAAAAGCUAGUCUUAGUUCAUGAAACUCCACAAUUUCUUGCCUUUUGGCAAAAAGUUCUUAAUGAUCUAGGGGCCAAGACAACCACUUACUCACCUAAUGAUGCUACAAAAGCAGAUGCAGAACUGAAAAGUUCAGAUGCUAUUAUCUCAGAUGCGUCAUGUCCACCACAGAUCCAGGAAAGAGCACGUGAAUGGCAUAAACCUCUUAUUUCUACAACUUGGAUCACACAGUGCCUCAUCAAUAGGGAAGUUUUAGCAUUUGAUGCCCUUCCUAACUUCAAAUAUGAUUUUUCUGAUUGAGUUGUAUCAUUAAUUUGAAUUGAUUCAUUUUUACACGAACAUUAGUGCAGUUUUAUUUUGUUUUCAGUGUACCUGUAUUUGUAUACAUGACAGCUAGUUACUAUGAAAGCAAGAGGCCCAUUUUUUGUACAUUUGUUGUAUAUGUGUUUCUUUUGAUAUGUGUAAUCCAAGACUGAUUUGAGAUCUGAACUUAUUGCAGACCAUAAAUUCAUUUCAGGACUUGUUUUUGUCUUUUUAGUUUAUAGAAUCAUAGUAUUAUUCGUUCAGUGUGAGUAUGUAAAUGAAUGUAUAUUCAUUAUGUUACUGUUGUGGGCUUUUGCUGUAAAGUCUUAUCAGUGUUCUUUUAUACUAAUUUUAUGCUUAUAUUGCAUGGAAGAUGAGCAAUGAAAAUAAUGUUCAUAUUCGUAUGAACUUUUAUAUAUUGACUGUUAUAUUUUGUAAGUGUAUGUCAUGAAAAAGAUGGGGAUUCAGAUCACAGUAUUAGUUAUUUUAAGUUACCAGUGUUUGCUGUGAAUAGUCAUGAAAAAAUAUACUUCUUUUGAAAGUGAGCAAUUGUACUGUAUGUUUUAUUGUUAUUGUGUCCUAUAAAUAGGUGUGCCACAGUGAGUAUGUUUAAUGCAAGAUUAAACAAUAGAAAGUCCUGGAUGGAAGGACAACAAUAUGGAAAGCAUAGAUUGCUACUCACCAUGUACAGGAGCUAUUGGUUUGCAAACAGGCACAAUGAAAAAGCAGACUUUUUUUCCAUUGUGCCUGUUUCAACUCAAAUUCUCCUCCGUGUGGUGAGUAGCAAUCUGUCCUUUCGAAAUUGUUGUUGAACACAAGAUUAAUAUCUUGCACAUUAUUUUCGCAAUACAGUCUCUUGGCAGAAAAUUGUAUUUGAAAAUUACGUGUAUAUCGGGAAUGAUAUGAACUGCACAUACUGCAAAAAAGUAAUAAUUUUUUAAUGGUAUUGUUACUCUACUUGUGUAUAGAUAUAAAUGAGCACUUCUAGUUGCUUGUCUGGAAUAACUGUGAAGAAGAUGAAUGUGGACCAACACAAUUCUUAAAACUAAAAUAGUACAAAUUUUCAGGGAUGUUGAUGUUUUUUGUGAAAAGUCUAUGAUUGUCGGUUUAAAAGCAUGAAAGAAAAAUGAUGCUGCUCUAUCUGCAUUGAUAUAUAAGGACACAUGAAAAUUCUCGAUUUAAAUGUGUCUUGCAUUUCUGUUUUUGUUUUAAUAAUAUUGUUAUAAUAAAGUAGUAAUAAAUACA